This is a messenger RNA of Cyprinodon variegatus (sheepshead minnow), 6005 nucleotides long. RefSeq names its product neuropilin 2 (gene nrp2a). The coding region runs from base 183 to 2879 and encodes 898 amino acids. The transcript is spliced from 17 exons. Gene Ontology annotation, biological process: angiogenesis; axon guidance; vascular endothelial growth factor signaling pathway. Gene Ontology annotation, molecular function: vascular endothelial growth factor receptor activity; semaphorin receptor activity. The record is from RefSeq and is a predicted model, not a curated record. Gene Ontology annotation, cellular component: membrane. Lineage: Eukaryota; Metazoa; Chordata; Actinopteri; Cyprinodontiformes; Cyprinodontidae.
UAUGGCUGUCAGGGUGUGAGCAUAGUGGGGUCUUUGUUGCAGCGUUAGCUUCUGGUUACAGAAUGGGGUGACCCCGCUAGACGGCCCGUUAGUGUGCCACUUCCUCAUCGAGCCGUCCGAGCGACGCUAUUGGCAGGCUAUUGUUCCUGGGAGAGAGCGAUAGGAUCGGGGAAUGUGUCCUAAUGUUUGCAGAUUGGCUCGCUGGAGCAACAAUUACACUUGGAGGAACGCUCCCUGAGGAGAAGGAUGGAGAUAAGAGGCUGGGCGUGGAAAGGCUGUGUUUCCUCACUUGUGUCUAUUCAGAAUGUGGAGGUAUCCUGGAUGCCAGUAAGCCCGGUUACAUCACCUCCCCUGGUUACCCUACGGAGUACCCCCCUCAUCAGAACUGCCACUGGGUCAUCCAAGCGCCCGAGCCUUCACAGCGCAUCGUCCUCAACUUCAACCCUCACUUUGAGAUCGAGAGGCUCGACUGCAAGUACGACUUCAUAGAAAUCCGUGAUGGGACUUCGGAUACAGCUGACGUUUUGGGACGACACUGCAGCAACAUCGCACCGCCGCCCAUCAUCUCGUCCGGAUCCUCGAUCCAGAUCCGAUUCGUCUCGGACUACGCCCAUCAGGGUGCCGGUUUCUCUCUGCGCUACGAGAUCUUCAAAACAGGUUCGGAGUUCUGCUUUCGCAACUUCACCAGCCCGUCCGGCAUGAUUGAGUCCCCAGGGUUCCCGGACAAAUACCCGCACAAUCUGGAGUGCUCCUACAUGAUCAUGGCCCCGCCCCACAUGGACAUCACCCUAACCUUCCUCACGUUCGACCUGGAGAACGACCCCCUGAUGGUGGGCGAGGGCGACUGCAAGUACGACUGGCUGGAGGUGUGGGACGGCCUUCCGCAAGCUUCGCCUCUGAUUGGCCGCUACUGUGGGACAAAGAUCCCCCCUGAGAUCCAGUCAUCCUCCGGCCUGCUGUCCCUCUCCUUCCACACAGACAUGGCUGUGGCCAAAGACGGCUUUUCUGCACGCUACAACAUCACCCACAAAAAAGUCUCCGACUCAUUUCACUGUAGCCUGGCGCUAGGCAUGGAGUCGGGAAAGAUCAGCGACGACCAAAUCUCCGCUUCCACCACCUUUUACGACAACCGCUGGUUGCCGCGGCAGGCUCGCCUCAACAACGACGACAACGCCUGGACGCCCGCAGAGGACAGCAACAAGGAGUUUAUACAGGUUGACCUCCACUUCCUCAAGGUUUUGACUGGGAUAUCCACCCAGGGGGCCAUAUCCAAAGAAACUCAGAAGUCUUACUACGUCACAACCUUUAAACUGGAGGUCAGCACCAAUGGAGAGGACUGGAUGGUGUACCGGCACGGCAAGAACCACAAGAUCUUCCACGCUAACACAGACCCGGCUGAGGUGGUCCUGAACCGCAUCCCGCAGCCACUUUUGGCCCGCUUCGUUCGGAUCCGGCCCCAGACCUGGAAGAAUGGGAUUGCACUUAGAUUUGAGCUCUACGGAUGCCAGAUCACAGACACUCGGUGCUCGGACCUGCAGGGCUUGAUGUCCGGCCUGCUUCCUGAUGCCCAGAUCUCGGUGUCGUCCAGCAGGGAAGUGGUGUGGAAUCCCAGCUCGGCCCGGCUUGUUGCAAGUCGCUCUGGCUGGUUCCCUGCACCUACGCAGCCGCUGGCUGGAGAGGAGUGGCUCCAGGUGGACCUCGGUCUUCCCAAGACAGUACGUGGAGUUAUAACCCAGGGAGCGCGGGGAGGAGACCCAGGUAGUGGACCUGCCACAGACAACCGGGCCUUCGUCAGGAAGUACAAAGUAGCAUACAGCCUGAAUGCAAAAGAUUGGAACUUCAUCAUGGACUUCAGGACCAGCCAACCUAAGAUAUUUGAGGGGAACACACAAUACGACACCCCAGAACUUCGUCAUUUCGAGGAGACAGUGGCGCAGUACAUCAGGCUGUAUCCAGAGAGGUGGUCCCCUGGAGGGAUUGGGAUGAGAGUGGAGAUCAUAGGAUGCGACCUUCCAGAAAUAAGCACCCCAGUAGACACCGUAACACCGACUCUACCUCCCAGUCCAGAAACCACCACAGUCCCCAUCACCACUUCAGCAACAGCCACUUCUCCCUCCUCUAUUGGCGUCUGUGAUUUUGACCACGGUCUGUGCGGAUGGACACACGACCCCAGCGCCCCGCUGUUCUGGUCGCUGCACAGACAUGCGCUCAACAGUUACCUGUACCUGGAUGUGAGCAUGAAGACGGAGCAGCAGCGGGCUCGGCUCGUCAGCCCCGUUGUGCCAGCUGACGCCGGGCCCCUCUGCCUACUCUUCUCCUACCAGAUGUGGGGGGAAGCCAAGGGCCACCUGAGGAUAUUUGUGCGAGACAGCCUUAACGACGAAAGCCUCCUGUGGUCGCUCCAUGACAACCACACCACCGUCUGGAGAGAAGGCCGGACCAUCGUGCCACGCUCCCCAAAAGAAUUCCAGGUUGUGAUAGAGGGUUUCUUUGAGCACAACACCAGAGGACACAUCUGGAUAGACAACAUCCACAUGAGUGCAAGCUCACCUCUGAAAGAGUGCACAGAGCCCUUCUCGGCGUUUUCUCCAGAAAAUUCAGGGGGAGGCGUUCCUGUGCCUCCCUUACCCAUCCACUGGUAUUACAUUAUGGCUGCUGGCGGCGCCCUCCUUUUCCUGGCAGUAGCCAUUUUGGCCAGAGCCCUCUGUUGCUGCCGACAACACCUGGCCACCAAGAAGAACCAGCUCUCCGUGGCCUAUCACAGCUCCUCACAGUGCUUCCAGUACUCUAACUGGUCCACCAGUAUGGCCACCCCAGGGGUGGAACCAGUCCUGACAGUGAGGCUGGACAGCCGGGACCGACACCGCACCCUCUGCUAAAAAAAAGAAAAAAGGAAGACUUGGCUUAUUGCAUCUGUUUGGCGCUUGGAUGCCAACUUGUGAUGUCUGUGGAAGUGCUGCAAAGACUUACAGAUCCACCCCCUGUUUACAACCACUUUGCUAUCAUGGUGAUGGUGACACUAAGUGAAAAUUUGCAAAGAGACACUCAGCAUCUUUAAUGGAACCAGUUUGGGUCCUCUGUCUAAUGAAGCUCUUGACGUCAUUGCACCACCGAGCAGGACGAAGCAGCCCAGGCUAUCGUUAUUUUUCCUGAACAGCUUGAUUCAGACCAUUUAGCAGCGUCUCAUAACCCCAACAGUCCUCCUGGAAUGACCCCAGCAUGGACUCAGACAAAGACAUGUGGGCGGCGGGGGGCACAGAGGUCGAGCUGGUUCUGCUGGAUGAGCCAGCCAGAGCUGCCAAACCGGCAGGCUAAAACAAGACCCGAGAGACAAAAGAGGGGGGGCUAUGAGAAGAAAACUGUUAGGCUGAGACACAUUUACUGUGCUGUAGCUGUGGAAAUGAUCUGGCAAGCCUAGAAAAGAUACUGCUCAUGGUGUCUCUGUAAUAACAACACAGAGUAGCUGUGAUGUGAGAUGUGCCAACAUUGAGGGCGUUGCAGCACAGGGUGGAAAGAAAAGAAAUGUCUCCAUUGUCCUUUUAAGCAGAGCAUGUGCACAUUUAAAACCAAAAAGGAAUGCGAAUCCAUCAUAGUUAAAUCCCUGCAUCGCAAAUGGAGAUAACCAGCUCGUUUGAUUGAGCGGCUCAUCCUCUCCUGAUAAAGGCAUCAGUCGGUGAUGGAUGCAGCCGUCCUCAGUGUUUAGUGUUUUUAUCUUGACUCUCUGGUGUAAUAAAGCACGUUGUUCCACUCCUACUCGUGCUCCAUGCCACCCACUCCGGUUAAACCCCCCCCCCACCCAAUCGCUCCGCCUCGUCUUUUAGCUGCCCAGAUGAAAGCCUGCGCCGGGCCGAGCCUUGUCGUGUUUUCAGCGCGAAUAUGUGCUUGUUGUUUUUAGGGUGGUUGUAAAUAGAAACAGCUGUCGGCCAUCACCACAUUUUUUUGAUUUAUGCUCCUACAAAUCCCACAAUGCCACAAGACCAGCUGGAGGCCAUAAGUAAAGUGUUUUGCAGUUUAUAUGUGCAGCUUUAGGAUAUUAUGAUUUACAGUGGACAGAUCUACACAAAUGAGCUCUUUUCCAGACUUUGUUCCCUUCCAGAUUGUAAUAAUGCAAAAUCUAUUAGUCAAUCCAUACAUCAAUUAAAGAAUCCGUCCAUCCAUAGCUCAGUUUUUUUAGUGUUUAACCAGCUUAAACCAACUCAAACAUCGAGUUUUGACGAAAAAAUCUGUAAAACAAUCCACCAAUUAUGUUUUUUGAAUUCUUUCGUGCCAAAAGACUCCUGAUGCACUUGCUCUUAUUAAAUCAGGGAAACAGCUUCACAUUGAGAAAACAAGGUUUUAGAUACUACUGAUUUAAAGUCCAACUUUAUUGUUUAUGAUGAAAUUUCCCCCCCAAAAAAUGUGACCGACACAAACUAAACUCCGCACCAAUUUUCCUCCAUCAGUUACCACAGAGCUGAGAUGAAGUGACCCGAGUUCAGUUGGUUUAAAUGAAAUUAAAGCUGCGGCUUACUGGGGCGUAUUUGCAGGGUUUGUCAAAGCUGCAUAAAAUCCAUCACCUUCCACCCACACCUCUAAAAUACACCUUAGUCUGGUGAUAAAGCUGCAAAGCUGCACUUUUUAUUCCUUUAUCGUUGAAGAAAACUGUUUUUGGCUCACUCUCACGUUGUGCUUUUAAAUCAACUGGGAAAGAGAGGCACUGGACACCUUAGUCAAUCCAUCCUGACACCAUUACCCACCAAGCUACUAAUAGCAGUAAUUAGUUAAUGGACGGCUAACAUUUAUUAAGGCUGCGGUAAGCACUUUUUCCCUCCCAUCUGCUGCACCUCCAUCGCCCAGUUCGUUGCCAACCUCCGUUGUCCUGGCAACAGUGUUAAUAAUGCCAUCGGCCAUCAAAGACCUCCACAUCUAGAUGUAUCUCUUGCCAAGCUGCUACUCCCACUCCUGAACACUUGCCAGGAGCAGCAAACACAGAAAGACACAAAGAAAUAAAGUUAAAAACCCAAUUAGAGUGCAGCAACUAUAGUUUACUAAUGUCGUUCGAACACUGGCAUUUGCAUCGGGUUUAAGUUCCACCCGGCGUGUCAAAGAGUCCGACAGAAAUAAACAUUACUUCUUUUCUGAUGUUUUGUUGGCUUUUCUUUCUUUCUUUAAUUUAAUUUAUGUUAAAUACACCACUCGUAACUUUGACAGCAAGGAUUUCAACAUUAUGUUUUGACUUGUCCUGGCACAGAAUGAGCAGUCUUAUAAAACCUUUAUCAAAUGUCAUGACUGUGUGUUUGACAGGAAUGUAUCUUAAUUGAACUUUCUCUAUCAAUAAAGACGUAUUUUUCUAUUUUGAUAUAUAUGCUUGUUUUAUCUUAUAUAUUGACAGAAAAGAUGUGUUGCAACAAAAGCUAACAUUCGGUUGCUCAAAAUUGUUUGCUGAUUGAUUACAUGUAAUUAUAUUUUAGAGUGAAAGCUGUGUUGCAAGGGAGUUUGUGGAUUAUUUUGCUCCUUUGCUAUUUAGUAUGUUAAUAUUUUUGGUUUAGCAUAUCAUUUAUACAUCAUUUAAGGAAUGUGUUUAUGUAACUCAAAUUAACUUUGAGAUCAUGACAAAAAUUAAUAAAAAUGUGGUACAAUAAAAUAUUUUUUGGGGGAAAAAAUAAGUUACAUAAAAUAUGAGAUUCCAAAGAAUGAAUUAUUAUGCAAUUAGUGCAACAGAAUAUUUGAUUUAACCUAGGCUAGGUCUACAAAAUAUUAAAUUAUGCAAAACUUGAUGAAGUGACAAAUGUAACCAAGGGUUAUGUAUCCUAGUGGGGUUUUUUGUUGUUUUUUUGUCACAUAGAUGGAAAUAUUUGAAUGGUAAAUAUAGAUUAAAAUAGAUCUGGAGUUCCCAUUCCAAAUUCAACUGGUUUCCUCUCCUUAAUACGUUUAUACCAUUAUGUUGUAAACAUGAAAUAGCGAGAGGAUGGGUAGCGCAAACAUUUUGUGCACAAUUUCAUAUUCACUUUUGUAACUUCCAACAU